AUGGUGGCGAGCCUGCGCUUUCUCGCUACCUUGAUGGCCGUUGCCGUUACCAAGGCCAGCCUCGAAGACCUGGCCUCCUGCGAUCCUCUGCGGAAGGGCACAUUCUGCCCCCCAGAUCCGGCCUUGGCCGGUAACAUCUCCAUCGACUUCUCCAAGUCCGGCUGGGACGGCGGACUCGAAGACUUCUGGAGUGUGGACGAAGCCAGCCUCCAUGACAAAAAAAGGCUCGAUUUUGAUACGGAUGGUAACGAUGGAGUCGCCAUGACAAUCUCCAAGGAGGGCGGUGCUCCGACCUUGACAAGCAAGAAAUACUUGCUGUUCGGCAGGGUCAGCGUCACGCUCAAAGCUGCCAAGGGACGUGGUCUCGUCACGACACUUGUAUUGAAGUCUGAUUCUGGCGAUGAGAUUGACUGGGAGCUUCUCGGCGCAUUCGACAACCAGGCGGCCACCAACUACUACUACGACGGCAAGGCGCGGUACAACGUCUACAAUACGACGUACGCACUCUCUUCCUCAUCCUUUGACGCCUUCCACACCUACAGCGUCGAGUGGACCGAGUCAAUCCUUGAGUUUUCCAUCGACGGCCACGUCCGACAGACCUGGCGUUUCGGCGACAUUGCCCCCGGCGCCUGGCCCCAGACGCCGAUGCGCAUCAAGCUCGGUCUCUGGGCCGUCGGCGCCGGUCCCGACCGGAGCGGCCCCACCGACCCCACCGUAGAUCGCGGUGAAGUCGCCUGGGCCGGAGGCGAACCCGACUGGGGCCGUGAUGCCGGUCUGCACCCCUUCCGAGCCUACUUCCGCGCCCUCGAGAUUGAGGAUUACGUCGGUCACUGCGACGACAUAGACGACGCCUCGAGCAGUGACGAAGUCGAGUACCAGUACGAUGAGAAGACCUGGGGCUGGCAGAACGUUCGCAUUCGGGGCUGUCGUAGCCGUCGGAGCGCGCCUCUUGUGCCGCCGUUGCCCGUUGCCGAACAGGAGCCAUCGGCGACAGGUCACGGUCCUUCCCCCUCACCAUCGGAGGAAUCUGACGAGGAUGACGAGAGUCGUGCGGCGGUCCUGGGAUUUGCGUCGUCGCCGCCACUGGCCGCCCUUGUGUGCCUUGGAUGGCUGUUCGCUUGGUAG
Drechmeria coniospora is the source of this 1125-nucleotide messenger RNA. RefSeq names its product cell wall glucanosyltransferase Mwg1. Bases 1 to 1125 code for a protein of 374 amino acids. Gene Ontology annotation, molecular function: hydrolase activity, hydrolyzing O-glycosyl compounds; glycosyltransferase activity. The record is from RefSeq and is a predicted model, not a curated record. Lineage: Eukaryota; Fungi; Ascomycota; Sordariomycetes; Hypocreales; Ophiocordycipitaceae. Gene Ontology annotation, cellular component: fungal-type cell wall. Gene Ontology annotation, biological process: carbohydrate metabolic process; fungal-type cell wall organization. The transcript has 3 exons.